Closterium sp. NIES-67 is the source of this 945-nucleotide messenger RNA. The record is from the annotation of a GenBank genome assembly. NCBI's taxonomy places the organism in Eukaryota, Viridiplantae, Streptophyta, Zygnematophyceae, Desmidiales, Closteriaceae.
GACCCUCUAGGGAUGAGCCUAGAGUGUUUGGCCUUGACAAGUUCAACGGUGACAACUUUGCUGAGUGGUCCUUCAAGAUGGAGAACAUCUUUGACCAUUAUGAUCUGCUGGAGGUGAUGGAAGGAACGGAGAAGUACCCCGAGAACGACCCGGAGAAGAGCCCGUGGGUGCGGAAGAGCGCACAAGGCUACCUUCUACUUGGGCAAGCGUUGGGGAGCAGCCAAAUCCGUCACAUCAAGCCUUUUCAGCGUGAACCAGCAAAGGGACCAAAGGCAUGGGCUGCUCUCAAGGGUGUACACGCUCCUGCAACAGCGGCGGUGGCUGUGGUUUUGGAGCGGCAAAUGGCGGCACUUCGAAUUGACGAAGGCGAACCGGUGGAGGAAGGAGUGCAGAAAUUCUUCGACUUGUUGACACGGCUCGAAGGAGCUGACCUGAACUACAGUGACCUUCAAAAGAAGACCAAGCUGCUAGCCUUACUUCCGGACUCAUGGUCCUCGCUCAUCAUCAACCUUAAUCGAGAUCUGCCCCGUCUCUCACUCGAAGAUGUGAAGCGGGAAAUCUUACAAGAAGAUUUCCGCCGUCGCGAAUUGGCGGGUCCCGAUGGUGCCGGAGUUGCAAGCAUGGGCCGUGGGCACGGCCGUGGAAGGGGCAGAGGGCGAGGAGGCAGAUUUGGCAGCAGCAACUUCAAUGGAGGCCGUGGUAAUGGAGGAUAUGGCAGCAACAACAAUGGCUACGGGCGUGGGCGCGGUCGAUUUGAUGGCGAAUGCCACUUUUGCCACAAGACCGGCCACAUGUGGAGAGAUUGCUUCAAACUACCUGAUGGCUGGACCCCCUCUCAAGGCCAAGAGGGCAGAGGAGCAAGGGGAGGAAGAGGCAGAGGUCGUGGAGGCCGUGGUGGCCGUGGAGGCGAAGCGGCAAGCAUGAAAGGUGGAGACUACGACAAGG